GUUUUGAAUAGUGAGCCAUACCUUUCCCGUAUUCCUAGGAUUCUGUCCUUUCGAAUACCAGCUAACCAUUCUUUCUCCUAGAUGAUGAAAGCCUAGUGUGUUCUAUAUGACCCAUUCCUCCUCCUGGAGCUUUGCGGCUCUCCUUUCGGGGCUCAAGGGCUGUUUGGUUCCGGAUGGAGGGAGGCUGAUAUAUGCGUUCGGCACAUUUACCUUGUUACUUUACGGACGUGAUGAAGGCAUCUCUGAAACCAUUUUAUUACUUGGUGGUGUUUGCCCUGACGGGCCUUGGUUGAGGUCAAUGACCCUGGAUUGGUACUUGGCUGCUCGGCAGUUGGGUAUGUGGUGAAAGGGCUCUGAUCUUGGCUUAAGAUAUGAAUUAUGAAAAUGAAUAUGAAGAUUUUUUUUUUCUUUUUG
Aspergillus steynii IBT 23096 is the source of this 414-nucleotide messenger RNA. RefSeq lists its product as uncharacterized. NCBI's taxonomy places the organism in Eukaryota, Fungi, Ascomycota, Eurotiomycetes, Eurotiales, Aspergillaceae. Bases 107 to 346 code for a protein of 79 amino acids. The record is from RefSeq and is a predicted model, not a curated record. The transcript has a single exon.